AUGCCGGGCGACAACAUCGUCGUCGCCGUCAGGGUUCGCCCAUUUAAUGAUCGGGAAAAGGCCAGAAAAGCUGGGCUUAUUAUUGAGAUGCCGGAUGGAAAAGCGACUGGGAUACGUGACCCGAGCAACAUGUCUGAAGAGCCAAAAUGGUUCACUUUCGAUCAAUCCUACUGGUCGCACGAUGGUUUCAAAACGGAAUCCAGUGGAUAUUUAGCACCUGCCGACCCGAAAUAUGCAGAUCAGAAAAAAGUUUUCAACGAUUUGGGCAAAGGCGUUUUGGAUAAUGCUUGGAAGGGUUAUAAUUGCUCGCUAUUUGCUUAUGGACAAACCGGAAGUGGAAAGAGUUAUUCGAUGGUUGGAUAUAAGGAGAAUAAAGGAAUUGUGCCAAUUGUUUGUGAAGAACUCUUCAAACGGAUCGAGAAAAAUAAAAAAAAGGAUGAUGGUACUCAAUAUGAAGUGUUUUUCUCGAUGUUUGAGAUCUAUUGCGAGAAGGUUCGCGAUCUUCUAUCUUCAAAACCACCACCGAAAGGAGGGCUAAAAGUCCGAGAACACCCAAAAACCGGAUUCUACGUUGAAAGCCUAACGAGCAGCCCCGUCACCUCAUACAAAGAAAUCGAAGCCAAAAUCGACGAGGGGACCAAAAAUCGAACAAUUGCUGCAACGAGCAUGAAUGCUACGAGCAGCAGAGCUCACACAAUCGUCAAAAUACAGUUUAACCAGAAAACUGGGAAAGGCGGAACGACGAAGCAAUCCCAAGUGAAUUUGGUGGAUCUGGCUGGAAGUGAGCGACAACAAGACGCACAAACCGAGGGUGAUCGUUUAAAGGAAGGAAUUGUCAUCAAUCAAUCGUUAUCCACACUUGGAAGAGUUAUCAAAGCUCUUCAUGAUCAACAAAAAGCUAAGAAGAAAGUUCAGAUUCCGUACCGCGACUCUGUACUUACUUGCUUGUUGAAAAAUGCUCUUGGUGGGAAUAGUAAAACAAUUAUGAUUGCAGCCCUUUCACCAGCUGAUAUCAACUACGAAGAAACACUAUCUACCCUAAGAUUUGCUGACCGAGCAAAGUCGAUUAAGACACAGGCUGUGGUAAACGAAAGCGCAACAGAGCGUAUGAUUCGAGAACUGCGAGAAGAAAAUGCAAAACUGCAAGCUGGGAUUAAGGGUGGUGGCGGAAAUUCGGAAGAAAUCGAGAACCUACGACGCCAACUCGCUGAAAAUCAAAAGGAAAUGGCAAACCUUGAGAAAACUUGGCAACAAAAAGUGGCUGAAGAGGCUGCUAAGGCGGGAAAUGUGUCCGCUGAAAGAGCAGCCAUUCUUGAGAAGAAGAAGACCGUUUCUCAUUUAUGGAAUCUGAAUGAGGACCCUGCGCUUACGAAUGUUAUUGUCCAUUUUAUACCGGAGGGCGAAUUGACUGUCGGAAACUCUUCGGCCAAUCCCCCGGCGGCAAUUCAAUUGAAUGGAUUGUCGAUCCAGCCUCAACAUGCUAUAAUUGUUAAUAAGGGAAAUAAGAAGUUUACGUUGAAGGAGUUGGAGGGAGCUGAUAUCCUGCUCAACGGAAAGAGGAUUCAAGGGGAGACCGAAUUGAGUCAGAAUGAUAGGAUUCAUUUUGGCGGGAAUCAUUUAUAUGUUUUCUGCAAUCCUCAGAAAGGAGCGGCGAAUCAGGACAUUACUUGGGAUAUGGCACAAAAGGAAAUCGCGUCCAAUGCUGGACUUGCUAGUGGUGGAUCGAGAUCAGGAAUGAGCAAGGCGGAGCUCAUGCUCGAAGAAGAGCUCAUCGCCCUCUUCCCGGCUGUCUACAGGGCAAAUGCGAUGGCAAAGGAAUUGAAGAAGAAAGUCAACUUCGAGACCGUUUUAGUGUCGCCGGAAGCGAGAGGGCUGGAGGAUGGGCUAACGGAGAUCUGGAUCCGAGUCCACAAUACAGCUGACGAUACCCAUUUCCUGUGGGAGAAGACAAGGUUUAUGAGUCGCUACUAUGGCAUGCAAGAGAUGUAUGAGAAUAAGAUGGAUGGGGAGGAUUGGGAGUUGCCAAAGGAACGAGAUCCCUUUUAUGAACCCCCAGAUAGCGAGGUAUUUAUUGGAGGCGCUGUCGUAUAUUUACAAUCUCUGUCCUAUCUCGUGGAUUCUGAAGAAACGUAUUCGAUUGUGGAUUUUGAUGGGAAAGAGAUGGGCCAUAUCACUGUAUCGCUAGCACCUUGUUCAUCUUCAGGAAAAGAGAUUAAUGGAGCAUAUGUGGAGAAUCCAAGCACUUUGGUCGGAAAGAGCAUUGGCUUUAAGGUGAAGCUCCUAUCAGCUAGUGGAUUGCCUAAGCGACUUUAUGGGUCUUCUUGCAAAUACCGAUUUUUCAAUGAGAAAGAAGCCAUCACCCCAAAUAUCCCUGGAACAGACCCGUCAUAUAAUCACGAGAAUUUCUACGCUUAUAGAAAUGUUUCAAAGGAGCUAAUCGAUUAUUUGGCCCAUAAUAGCUUGUAUAUUCGUGUGUGGGGGACACAGAAGGCCGGGACCACUCGUAGAUCUUCUAUGUCACUUCCGAUGCCACCUAGAAAUGGAGAAACUAGGCGAAGCAAAACCAAGGGCUCGACAAAGAAAAAGUCGGGAUCAACGAAGUCGAGGAGCAACAGUGGGAGCAAGAAGAGGAAGGGAUCGAAGGAACCUAAAAGCGCUCCAAAG
This is a messenger RNA of Mesorhabditis spiculigera, 2664 nucleotides long. Lineage: Eukaryota; Metazoa; Nematoda; Chromadorea; Rhabditida; Rhabditidae. The record is from the annotation of a GenBank genome assembly.